AUGGUGUACGACUCGAGUGGUAAUGAUGUGAACGAUAGCCACGGAAAUGAAGAUGGUAGUGGAGAACAAUUGGCGCACAAGACUUUAGUGCGAACCACAAUCAGCCCCAACACCACCGCCGGGCAGAUCAUACGCACCACUAAUGGCCAGACAGUGGUCUUCACAUCCAUGCCGUCCGGCAAUCAUCACUUAAAACAAGGC
This is a messenger RNA of Medioppia subpectinata, 201 nucleotides long. NCBI's taxonomy places the organism in Eukaryota, Metazoa, Arthropoda, Arachnida, Sarcoptiformes, Oppiidae. The record is from the annotation of a GenBank genome assembly.